Molecule: messenger RNA, 1131 nt
Organism: Uncinocarpus reesii 1704
Lineage: Eukaryota; Fungi; Ascomycota; Eurotiomycetes; Onygenales; Onygenaceae
Exons: 3
Coding region: 1-1131 (376 amino acids)
Source: RefSeq, a predicted model, not a curated record
AUGCCUCGUCUGCUGUCGGGUCUGCAAAUUUUCCUCUUGCUCACGCUUACAGGCCUCACGCCAGCAAGAACACUGUUUGGGCGAGAUCGCCACGAAACGAUAUUCAAUUCCUCCAUCGCCCAUGGAGCUAGCAAGGUCCAGCUUCUCUUGGGCUCUUCCGGGUUCGAUGGGCCCAAACUGGACUCCGUCAACGCCUCAGUCUACGACUGGUGGUACUUCCAGGCCAUGGCACGGCCGUUCUCAUCUUUUGUGAUUGUUUUCUUUACCAGCAGCGCCAAUGCCUUUCCCUUCCUGAUUGACAAGGAUAAUGUCCUUCCUGUUUGGAUAUGGGCGUCGUUCGACAACGGCACCACCAUCAGGAGGCAGACGCACGCUGAAGUAGCGAGGAUAUCCACGCUAGGAGACGGCUCGAGCGGUAGGUAUGAGCCGACUGGAAUGCAUUGGUCUGGAUCUCGGGAUAUGUCCAAGUACGAUAUCAGUGUUGACAAUAAGGAAUUGGGAAUCAAGGGAACCUUUAACAUCAGUCUUGGCACGAGUCCUGUAUUACCCUGCGGCUCACCAAAGGCCACAAAGUCGAUGGAACUCAUGCCAAAUAUCGGAUGGGCAAAUGCGGUUCCCUUCGGUGCAGGAGACGUGAACAUGAACAUCGACGGUUCAGAUCUCCGCUUCACUGGUCUAGCAUACCACGACAAGAACUGGGCCAGCGUUCCCUUCUCCCAAUCCGUCCGCUCAUGGUACUGGGGCCAAGCCGCCAUCGGCAAAUACGUCCUCAUCUGGUUCGACAUCAUCCCUCCCUCCGCGUCCAACCACGCCGAGUACAAGCGCAUCCACAUCUUCGACAAAGACUCCCGUCGCCAUUUAUACUCUUCCUGCGCCGACGAUGCGGUGGCCGCACGACCAUAUAGCAAAGACGGUACACCUUUGCGGUUUCCGCCUAAGCCAGGGGAUCCGGUGCCCGGCGUGAUGAGGAUUGUCGCGGAGACGCCGGCUGUGGAUAUUCGUGUGGUUGGAGGGAAAAGAAUUGCAGGUGAUGGCAGGGCAUAUACGAGAUUGUUUGGAGGAGUGGAGGGGUGCGUCUAUGGAGAAUGUGCGAGUGAAGGCAUGGCCAUCAUAGAGCAGAUGGUGUUAUGA